This is a messenger RNA of Cyprinodon variegatus (sheepshead minnow), 777 nucleotides long. RefSeq lists its product as uncharacterized. NCBI's taxonomy places the organism in Eukaryota, Metazoa, Chordata, Actinopteri, Cyprinodontiformes, Cyprinodontidae. The coding region runs from base 136 to 777 and encodes 213 amino acids. The transcript is spliced from 5 exons. The record is from RefSeq and is a predicted model, not a curated record.
AACUAGUCAAAGCCGUGAUCACUGUUUAUGUUCUUCACUGCAGCUGGAAAGUUAACGUAAAACCACAAAAAAGAGGAACAGCUCACCGCUCAUCUACAAACAAAAAAGUCUUUUGGUUCUUCUGACAUUAAGAAAAUGAACUUAUUCUUUCUCCUUCUUCACCUGACCUCCACUGUUCAGGGAGGGAUUACCGAUGAAACACCACCUGCUCAUGAGAUGGAAGAAGAAGACAACAUCACCUUCAGUUGGGACAGCAUGACCCAAACGGACAUGUCUCUCACUAACAUGAUCUGCUUCCUUCUCUUGCGUCGUCCUAAAGUUCUCUAUGAGAUCAUUAAUGGAGCUGAGGUGACAGAGUUUCAAGACGAGCGGUUUGCAGGACGGGUUCAUUGUGACAGAGAAGCUCUGAGAGAAGGACAUCUCAGGCUCCAUCUGUCCAGACUCAGGACUGAAGACUCUGGGACGUACCGCUGUGAUCUGGCUACUGGUUAUAACCAGAAGUUAGAGAGAUGGGAGUUAAAGGCUUCAGUAAACUUUGUCCUGAACGUGACCAAAACGUCUAAUGGAGACAUUUCUGCAUCUGUGGAAACACCAAAGCCUGGACACAUGAAAAAUGGGGUUAAGCUACCUGCUCUAAUGGCAGCCAUUGCUGUCAUUGUAGUUCUUUGUUUGGCCAUUUGGGCUGUCCCCAGACUACAUGGAGGAAGAUGCAAAGUGAAAAACAUGGAUGGCAUGCGCCCCUCCUCAAUGCCGAUGCCCUGCAUUGAUCUGGACUAA